GCGUGUGGCGUCGUGGGGCGGGGCCUCGGGCGGCGGGAAGAGGCCGCGGGAGAAUGGACGUGGGGGACUCCGGCGGUGGCGCAGACGAAUGCGGGGCCCAGGAUCCUGCCCCGGCCCCCAGCAAGGCCCCGGGCAGCGCUGGCCACUACGAACUGCCGUGGGUUGAAAAAUACAGACCAGUAAAGUUGAAUGAAAUUGUUGGGAAUGAAGACACCGUGAGCAGGCUGGAGGUCUUUGCACGAGAAGGGAACGUGCCCAACAUCAUCAUUGCUGGCCCACCAGGAACGGGCAAGACUACGAGCAUCCUGUGUUUGGCACGAGCCCUGCUGGGCCCAGCCCUCAAGGAUGCUGUUCUGGAGCUCAAUGCCUCAAAUGACAGGGGGAUUGACGUGGUGAGGAACAAAAUCAAAAUGUUUGCCCAGCAGAAGGUCACCCUUCCCAAAGGGCGACACAAGAUCAUCAUCCUGGAUGAAGCGGACAGCAUGACUGAUGGAGCCCAGCAGGCCUUGAGGAGAACCAUGGAAAUCUACUCCAAAACGACCCGAUUUGCUCUUGCCUGUAAUGCUUCGGAUAAAAUCAUAGAGCCCAUCCAGUCCCGGUGUGCCGUCCUCCGCUACACCAAGCUGACCGACGCCCAGAUUCUUGCCAGGCUGCUGAACGUCAUCGAGAAGGAGAAAGUGCCGUACACGGAUGACGGCCUGGAAGCCAUCAUCUUCACCGCCCAGGGCGACAUGAGGCAGGCCUUGAACAACUUGCAGUCUACUUUCUCGGGAUUUGGCUUCAUCAACAGUGAGAAUGUGUUCAAGGUCUGUGACGAGCCCCACCCCUUGCUGGUGAAGGAGAUGAUCCAGCACUGCGUGAGCGCCAACAUCGACGAGGCCUACAAGAUCCUCGCUCACCUGUGGCAUCUUGGCUAUUCCCCGGAAGACAUCAUUGGCAACAUUUUUCGAGUGUGUAAAACCUUCCAGAUGGCAGAAUACUUGAAACUGGAGUUUAUUAAGGAAAUCGGAUACACUCAUAUGAAAGUAGCAGAAGGCGUGAACUCCCUUUUGCAGAUGGCAGGGCUCCUGGCCAGGCUGUGUCAGAAGACAGUGGCCCCGGUGGCCAGUUAGAGCAGAGAACCAGCUGACGGGCUUGCAGGAGGAGCUUUUGCCGCUGAGAGGCCGGACUCACAGCCUUCCGAUUGAGAAAAAGUAUUGCGGGGGACCAGCCCUGGCGUAUGGCCUCCUGGCCUUCACCUUGCUUCCAGCUAAGCCCCACUGCUCCGUGCGCGUCUCUCUCAGCCUCAUGCUGUAGUGACCACGUGGAAAGGCCCCGAGACCCUCCAGGGCACAGCUCCUGAUCCGUGGGUAUGUUGGCAUUUUACUAAUAAAACUGUCCAGUUUUGCCGGCAGUAACAUGGCAGUGCCAGGCUACAAGGAAAGCCA
Molecule: messenger RNA, 1427 nt
Organism: Phacochoerus africanus (Common warthog)
Lineage: Eukaryota; Metazoa; Chordata; Mammalia; Artiodactyla; Suidae
Gene: RFC2
Product: replication factor C subunit 2
Exons: 11
Coding region: 54-1112 (352 amino acids)
Biological process (GO): DNA repair; DNA-templated DNA replication
Cellular component (GO): DNA replication factor C complex; nucleus
Molecular function (GO): ATP binding; ATP hydrolysis activity; DNA binding
Source: RefSeq, a predicted model, not a curated record